UAUACGCGAUCCGAAGAGGAGAGGAAAUUUUUGCGACCACCGCAACCAUGGCAUAUUCCGAAUACAAGCAGUAGUAGAACGAAGAAGAAGCUCCGACAUACUUGGGAGAGCAAACCCCACUACGCACGAUCCGAUAAACGCGGCCCCCAGUUUCUCCCUCUCUCCUUUGCCCUCUCCACACUCCUUAAUCCCAAUUCCAAAGUCGCCUCCUUUUUCCAAGUUUAUACCUUUCUUCUCCAUGCUUCUCACCUCAUCCCCCUCGCCCUUCCGUUUCGAUCUCUCCCUCCGCUUCCGUAGACGCGAAUCAUAGCUCAGGUACUCGAUUUUCCCCCCUGCUACCGCUUAUAAAUGUCGCUCCUUUCACGUUUCUCGUUGAGGAAUUUCGUCGAACACGUUUGUGGCCGUCGCGGUUUUGGCGUGAUUGGGAGGUUUUUGCUGAUGCCCGUUUGAGGAUUUCUCCUGGUUUUGUUGCUUGUGGCGUUGCUCGAGCUUGGCGAGCGCGGUAGCGUUGUAAUCUCGGUGAGGAAUUUCAUCGAGUAGGAUCAAAGCCAACGGAACGUGCAUAGAAUCUAUGGUAUACAAUUGUCCGCAGAAUGUCCUUAGCUGCAAUUUGCUCAGGAAACUUCAAUCAAUUGCGAAACUCCCUAGGAAACUGUUCUAACAUAAAUUUGCUCAAAUUUCAUAGUGGAUUGGUUCCUGGAAAAGUGCUUCUUGAAACUAGAAGAUGCACUCUGAGACCUUUAAGCACAAGAGUAGAAGCGAGGAGCCAAAGAUCAGAAGAUAGCAAACCAAGCAUCAUUAAUCUGAGCUUACGUAGCGGAACAGUUGGGUCAUCGCCAGAUAGGAAUUUAAAUCAAUCGGAGCUCCAUGAGUUCAAAUCAAUUCAAUGCUACAAUCUACAGGAAAAGAUUGUUGACAAGAAAAUCGACCGGCCUGCGACUAUUCUUGUUUUUGAUAUUGAGACUACUGGAUUCAGUCGGCAGAACGAAAGAAUUAUCGAGUUCGCCCUUCGCGAUCUUAUGGGAGGAAAGAACAGCACAUUCCAAACACUCGUAAAUCCGGAAAAAGAUGUGCCUAAUGCAUUUGUUCAUGGUAUUAGCACUUACAUGGUCAACAGGCCUGAUGUCCCAAGGUUUAAGGAACUGGUUCCGAUACUACUUCAUUAUGUCCGAAGCCGGCAAAUGGCUGGCAAACCAGUUCUGUGGGUGGCUCACAAUGGGCGCCGUUUUGAUGUACCUUUCUUUAUUAAGGAAUUCCAGCGGUGUUCAGAAGAGAUUCCUUCAGACUGGUUAUUUGUGGAUACACUUCCUCUGGCUCGACAGUUAGUGAAUCCAGAUGGAUCGAAGCUCAGCUCUUCUUCACUAAAGGCGCUGAGAGAACACUACGAGAUCCCUUUAGUGGGGCCUGCGCACAGAGCGAUGCAGGACGUGACGACUUUGUGCUAUGUACUCCAGAGAAUCACUUUCGAUCUGAAACUCACUGUUCCGGAGCUCAUCGAUAAAGCUUUCCGGGCUUCUGAUUUAAACUAGGGUUCCCUCCUCGACAAACAAGCUGCAUUAUUAUCUAACUUAAAAGAUCAAGUGUAGAAUGUGCCUUUCCUUCAAUUUCCUUAGUAUUAUUUGGCAGUGUUGAAUUGCAGUGCCCAUUCUUUUCUAAGCUUGUUCUUGUCACCUCCUACCGCCACAUCAGAGAAUAAUCAUGACUCUUCUAGUUUCAUUGUAUCUUAAAUGAUAUGUACACUUCGUUUCAGUAGCAUUAUUUGCUAAUCCUGCAAAGUUUAGUAA
Molecule: messenger RNA, 1784 nt
Organism: Ananas comosus (pineapple)
Lineage: Eukaryota; Viridiplantae; Streptophyta; Magnoliopsida; Poales; Bromeliaceae
Product: exonuclease DPD1, chloroplastic/mitochondrial
Exons: 4
Coding region: 594-1529 (311 amino acids)
Biological process (GO): DNA catabolic process
Cellular component (GO): cytoplasm
Molecular function (GO): 3'-5'-DNA exonuclease activity; nucleic acid binding
Source: RefSeq, a predicted model, not a curated record